CGGCAAUUGACAGCUGAACUGGGGAAACAAGGCACUGAUUUCAGAAUAUGGAGUCGAGAAACUGUGGAUUCCUACUCAUGGUCGAAUUAUUUUUGGCACUGAUGUUUGGUUUGAAUGGAACAGAUCCUAUUGAAUGUCCACUGAUGAUCCAGCCCCCCAGAGUGGUGGUAAGAUAUGGAGAUCCAGUGUCAGUGAAAUGCACCGUUUCAGGAGAUCAUGAAGGAAGCGGCUGGGAUCCUCCUGAUGGAGUUUUUGAUUUGGAAGCUUCAGGUGAAUUACCUGACACAACAGAUGUCCAAUUUGUCACCUGGAGUUUGGAGAGUCUGACAAACUGGGAGAUUACUGCUAGAUGUUAUGUGAAAUUUCUGGCUGAUGCAGAUCUUCAACAGUGUGACAAAAGGUUCAAUAUUACAGUGUACAAGCCUCCAGACAGUGUCUCCAUCAGUGUUGUGGACCACACAGGCCCAAUGCUGGAGGGGAAACAGUACCAGCUGAGGUGUGAGCUCCAGAACACUGCUCCUGUUCAGUACCUCACUGUGAAGUGGUACAAAGGAGAAACAUUUGAGAAUCAAACCUCCUAUGAUGAUCUCACUAAGACUCCAGUGAAUGUGUCCACUACUCUCCUGAUCACACCCACCUGUGCUGAUGAUGGAGCACAGUACAGCUGUGUGGCAGAGCUGGAACUGGGACCUGAAGGACCACAACCUUCACCUGAAGUGAAAUCUGAUCCCCUCAGCAUCCCUGUACACUGUGAGACUAUUGAUAAACCCAGAUUCACAGAGUGCCCAGACCAUGAGCAGCUGAGGGAAGGUGAAACUCUCGAUACUUUGGUCUCCUGUAGAGCUGAGGGGAACCCCUCUCCCAUGGUCACAUGGUACAGAAACCAAUCAGAGUUCAGCAGUUCUACACCACUGACCAGGAGAGAUGGAGGGCAAUACACCCUCAUAGCCAAGAACAGUUAUGGAACAGCCAAUCACACCCUGGAGAUUGAAGUUCUCUAUAAACCCAGGAUCACACAGUAUGGGAAGCUGAGGGAAGGUGAAACUUUGGCUACUUUGGUCUCCUGUAGAGCUGAGGGGAACCCCUCUCCCAUGGUCACAUGGUACAGGGACCAAUCAGAGUUCAGCAGUUCCACACCACUGACCAGGAGAGAUGGAGGGCAGUACACCCUCAUAGCCAAGAACAGUUAUGGAGCAGCCAAUCACACCCUGCAGAUUGAAGUUCUCUAUCCACCAACGUUUGAGCUGGAGAGGGAGGAGGUGAAUGUAACCCAGGGAGAGGAGGUGAUUCUGGAGUGUCUGGCUGAGGGAAAUCCCACUCCUGAACUCACCUGGAACACGACUGCUGCUGAGAAUCCACAUGUGUCCACCAGAGGGCGACAGAGUAAUGCCACCGUCAGCAUCAGCAGAGCAACAUCAGCCAACGCUGGUGUCUACACCUGCUAUGCAACAAAUAACCUGGGCACAGCCUCCAAGACUGUCACCGUCACUGUGAAGGAAACGGAUGCUACACAAUGGGGCUACAUCUAUGACUUGAUUGUUUUGAUUGGGGCAGCGUUCAUGCUGGGGCUGCUGGUACUCUGGCUUAGAUCACAUAUGAAUCGCCAAGGGCUAUAUAACAUCACAUCAGUACACUCUGCUGGGAGGAGGGAUCAAGCAGACAUACCACUGGAGCCAUGCAAUGUUAAUGGGAGCAGCUCCUGCACCUAGAGCACUGUGGAGCCCCAGACCAGCCAUUGGCACACUGAAUUGAGGGAUAGAGCCAGUAAGUAGAGCACUAUACUGAGGGAAGGAGCCAUUGAUUGGAGCAAUGAACUGAGAGGUAGAGCCAAUGAACUGGGGGGUGGAGGAGCCAAUGGAAUCUUGACUUAUGGAUGGAGCCAGCCAAUGGAGUCCUGGAUAGGCAGAACUCUCUCAGUAGAUUCCAGAGUGUAAACAACUGGUAGAAACUGGUAUGCGGAGUGGACCCAAGACCAGGGGUGGCAGGAGUAGAAACGAAGAUCCUUUUUUUUGACAGGAACUCUAAACCACACGAGGCAUGAAGCAGGCACGGGGCAAAACUAAGUACAAGGCUUAGGACACAGUGAAGAACAAGAGAACACAAGGGCUAUAUACUGCAUACCAGAAACACAAAGGGCAGAGUAACAUAACUAACAAGACACAGGUGAAACCAUGUAAACUAAACUAACAAACAAGUCAACUUAGUGAAACAGUAGGGGACAGUUUCACAGAAACAAAUUAAGCCUACUAAAUUCAAUUUUGAAUGGAGAGUCUCAUCUGUGAAACUGCUUCUCAAUUUAUUACCAGCUGUCUCUCUCUGAACUGACAGUUAUUUGACCUUUCCCAUGCUGAGUGAAACAGGAAGUGACAGAAUGACACAAUAUAGUUACAAAAUGAAGUAAAAUUGUAUUGCCAAUCUCACUUUGUUUGAUUUUAUUUUACUUAGAACUGUGUUAGUUUCAUAAUCUAGUUUGAUAUGUUUGAUAAAACUGUUCUUUCACUCCAAGUUGAACUGCUUUAUGUAGCUCACUGACUUGCUUGCCUUUACCAUUCUUCACAAAAUGUCUGCUUCCAAUGCCAUAACUUCUUUCUCUUCUGGCAGCCAUGUUUUACAUAAUUAAAUGUAACUCGCUCUGUUCAAUAUCCCUGUGUUUUAACUAAGUGAAUACAAUACUUGAUCAAAUUGCUUUAUUAUUUAAAAUAUAAAAUGGCAAUGGCUGGUAGUCAACCCUAUUUUUUUCCCCUUGAUU
This is a messenger RNA of Conger conger (European conger), 2749 nucleotides long. Its product is annotated as hemicentin-1-like. Lineage: Eukaryota; Metazoa; Chordata; Actinopteri; Anguilliformes; Congridae. Bases 48 to 1709 code for a protein of 553 amino acids. Gene Ontology annotation, molecular function: integrin binding. Gene Ontology annotation, biological process: cell adhesion. The record is from RefSeq and is a predicted model, not a curated record. The transcript has 7 exons.